Molecule: messenger RNA, 5301 nt
Organism: Cinclus cinclus
Lineage: Eukaryota; Metazoa; Chordata; Aves; Passeriformes; Cinclidae
Gene: PCNP
Product: PEST proteolytic signal containing nuclear protein
Exons: 5
Coding region: 3180-3665 (161 amino acids)
Biological process (GO): proteasome-mediated ubiquitin-dependent protein catabolic process; protein ubiquitination
Cellular component (GO): nucleus
Source: RefSeq, a predicted model, not a curated record
GCCCUGCGGGGAGAGUGGGUGGCCUGGGCCUCAGGGGGCUGCGCUGGAGGAGAGGCCGAGUCGGACCUGCUGUGCUCAGCUUCACAGGCACUUUUGUAAAAAUACAUCAGCUUCUCCUUGUCCAUGCAAAUGCGCUGUUUCUCUCUCGUAAAAAUACACGGAGUGCUUACGCCGUGUUCUGAGAGAAAUGCGACUGUUGCUGUCUGCAAGGAUGGAGACAGAGCCUUAAAAUUAGCUUUCAACAGUUAUGGUACCUUUUUUAUGGAUGGGUAUAGUGAAUAUUCUUUAAUCGCUGUUUUAAGCAUCUGCGAUUUUUUUGCGUGGCAACAAUCUGUAAGUCAUAUAGUAUUUGUAUUAUGACUGGACAUUCCUGUCACUUCUGCACUAUUUGGUUCGAAAAUCUUAAUUGUAUGUUUCUUUUCUUCUUUCUUCCCAUAACUUAAAGUUGAGAGGACAGUGGCUUUUUAAGGAUAAAGCUUUUCUUUCUUGGCGUGUUUCUUUUUUUUUUUUUUUGUUUUGUUUUGUUUUGUUUUUUUUCAAACUAUCCAUAGGGAGAGGGCACUUCUUAGAUCUGUUGAGGAAUUAAAUCAGACUUGUAAGCCAAUCAGGAUAGCCUCAACAGUGAAUUUUAUUUCUGAUAAUCGCUGACAUUUGAACAGUACUGAUUUCAGGUAGUUCCUUGAUUCUUUGUUCUCUGUUGGGCUUUGGUGGCUGUUUGGUGGUGGUAUUGGGUGUUGCUUUGUAUUAGUAAUGAAGUAACUGGGCAGCAUCAGUACAUCAGUGAUUCAUACUGUUUUGUGUGCUGAAACAUGAUCUCAAUGAGUUGAGCUACCUUUGCCCUAAGGAAGAAUAGUUGUUCCCUGAGGAUUUUUGAAAGCAAUUUGCAGUCUUUAGCUUUUGCAAAGACAGUGGGGCUUAUUUUAAAAUUAAUUUAGUUGUGACUGGUUUGUUCCCACGUGCCCCAGUGGUUGCACUCCCAGGGACAACAGAUCCUGAAAUGCUGUGCAGUUGGCACUGUCACUCUUGUCACUUCAGCCACCUGGACAGUGGAAGUUGUCCACUCCUGUGGUAUGUUGCUACAUAUAAGUAAAACCUAGCUGUGAAGUAGGACAACUUUUUAUGUCUGCAGUCCAUGGAAACGGCACUAGCCUGUCUAGUUUGGAAAUAGUACUGGUGCUCUCUGUAGGUGUAGUAUGAUCUUCAGGAAAUAAUAAAGCAGCCUUGAUUAUCUUGGAAUGUUUAUAUGGACUGGAAUGGGAGAUGGUAGAGACCUGUUUAUUGGUUAAUAUGUCUGCAUUUCUGUUUCCUGCAGAAAUCAAACAGCACAAGGGCUCCAUCCCCACCUCCCCAAUUGCUCUGUGCCCCUUACAGCUCUCUCAUCAAGCAAGAGUGUUUUUUCCAACAGUCUGGAGUUCAUCCUUUGCCAAGCCCUGUAGAAAUAACGCUCAGAAUGCAGUGCUGAUAGGAACUAAUUCUGAGAGAGAUGCUCUUUAGGAUUUGUUGAGAAAACAGCUGUGGGUAGAUUGUAUUAGCCUUCACUUUGUGCCUAGCAUUAUUUGAGAAUUUGCACUUAAAAGAAGUAAGCUGUAAGAAGUAGAGUAAUAACCUUCAAGCUAACACUAGUCUAGGAACCUGGACUGGUUCCCUAUGCCCUGAAUUUUGGGCUGCUAUGGAUUUUGUAUGUUAUGAAAAAGAAGACUUAGCCCUAUGGUUCCAGCACUUUUAAGGCCAGUGAAUCUUCUACCUACCCUUGAAUCACAGUCUCUCGUGUACUGAGGCUGGACUUGGAACAUUCUGUGAUUUUGUGGACAUUGUGUAAGAAUGCUCUCAUAGUCUCUGCAGACUGCUCCGUGGUAAACUGUGCUAAGACAGCUACCAGCACCCAAGGUCACUUGCUUAAAUUUUGUUUCUCUUUCCUCCUUUGUUUUUCAUUUUUAUAUUUAUAUUUUCUGCAUCCAAUUUAUAGUUCCAUUUUUUAAUACAGUGAAACUGAUUGAAGUUACAUUUUUUUGUGAUCUGCCAUAUUUCUGAAGGUGAAUGAUAAAUCCAUUUUGGUUUCAAUCAGUUAUUAUCUUGAUACCUGGAAGAUUGGGUAGAAGUGGUAUAUUCUUCUGCUGCUUAUGAUUUGGGAAAUAGCAGACAAAUACAUAUAUAUAGAUUGAGUCCCUAAUUUUUCUCUUUCCUGAUGUUGUUUGCUUAUUUUUUUUUCUUCUCUCAGAGCUACAAUCUUGUUGACCCCCAGUUCAGACUUUCUUCUCUCCCAUUGCUUCAUCUUAUGUAGUAGCUUUUUGCAUUAGCAGUGCAAAGAGCUUUAUCCCCUGAUGGUUGGAAUUUGGUGUACAUUGAAGGUGCUGUUCUCCAUUUGAUGUGAUGAGGAAUUUAUGCUAGCUCCAGUUGUUUUAAACUGCUACUGUGAGCAUUUCCCUGUCCAUUCCUUAAUGUAUGUUGGUUUUUUCCCCCCUUCUGCUACUGCAGUGGCUUACUUAUUGUAGCAGCAGGGAAGUGUCUUCUUGCUGAAGCAUUUACUCUGUUCAGUAUGAGUUUUCCAAGGACAUCUUUGUCUCUUGGUGUAGCUGAAAAAGCUGUUUUUAUAGGAAUGGAAGUGUUACUUGAAUGCUUUUUCUCUGUGGAUCACUGUUCAGCUGCUAUGUUUUCCAUGACUAUACAAAACCAGAAAAGAUGAAAUCUAUAUAUAUGUUUUUUUAGUGCUGAUUCCUUCCUCAAGCAGAGCUUUGCAGAUUUAUUACAGAUGAGAUGCCGACAAGCAGUGACUUGAAACAUGAUUGAGACAGCUGGCCUCACUGUAGUCACUCCCAUGAUUUUAGAGUUGUGCCAGACAAGCCUAGAGACUGUCAUGGACAUGGUUUUGUAGAAAUUCAGUAGAAGUAAUUUUAACUUAGAUUAUCUACUCUAAAUUUGGAAUUGGGAUUCCAAUUAUGAAAGCUUAUCUGUUGCAACUUAAAAACUUCUAAGAGAUUUAGUCAUCUACAUUUAAUUUACUACAUGAACUUUGACUUCCAUACUAAAUAAAGAGAUGGUGCUUCAAGAUUGUUUUCCUGGCUCAUACAAGAAGUUCUUUACAAGUAGUGGAGUGCUUGCAGUUUCUUCUCCUCUUUGUGUUUUGCUGUCCACUAAAUAUACGUUGGUGGAAACUGCUUACCUAUUGCACCCAAAGUAUAAUGCUUUUUGAGGUUGCUGCUCCCUUCAAUCUGCUCAGUAAAAGUAGCUCAUCUUGUAAUGGAGGAGAAAGUUCGAGUCGCAGCGCAGAGAAACGGGCAGCUAAGGAAGAAGCUGAAGACUUCACCACAAAGCCUGCUCCUGCCAAAAUGUCCAAGUUUGGAUUUUCCAUAGGCAGUCAGACAACAAAGAAGGCAUCUGCAAUAUCCAUCAAACUGGGAGCAAAUAAGCCUAAAGAGCCUGUUCCAACCCUGGCUCCAAAAACCCUUUCUGUAGCCGCAGCUUUCAAUGAAGAUGAAGAUAGUGAACCAGAGGAAAUGCCCCCUGAAGCCAAGAUGCGCAUGAAGAACAUCGGAAGGGAUACACCAACCUCAGCAGGACCAAAUUCGUUCAAUAAAGGAAAGCAUGGAUUUUCUGACAACCAGAAGUUAUGGGAACGAAAUAUAAAAUCUCAUCUUGGAAAUGUCCAUGACCAAGAAAAUAACUAAAUGAUGUGGAUUACAAGUUGGGUGUUUUGGGGGGAGGGGAGGGUGUAACAUUAAAGGAACAGUUUCCUUUUUUAAGAAUGGUAUGAGACUAUCUUUGGAGCCACUUUUUUAAGACUUUGAGUGGUACACUAAUAAAUGAGUUUGAAAUUAGAGGUAAUUUAUGUUUUGUAUACAGAUUUCAAGGUAUUUGCUAAUUUUGUAGUUCAUGUGAUUAGCUUCAAAAGGUUACAGAUAAUAAAGAAAUUGGAGUGGUACCUUUUUAAGAUAAUUUUUUGUCAGUGAUUAAAUAAGGUGGAUGAAAAAGGUUACUGUCUCUUUAAUCAGGUUCAGAUUGAAUGCUCUUGCAUUCUCACUUCUGGCUCCCUCUUCAUAACAGGAGAAACAGUUGACUCCUAGGAAUUCUGCUAAAGAGAGUGAGCAUUCUUUUGUGCUAGAAGUGUUACUGGACUAUUGAUUUGAAUAUAAUCUUCAACAGCAAAUAAUAAGAAACUGGAUUUUUUUUUUCUCCCCACAGUCACCUUUUGUUAAGUCUCUGCAAACUAGGAAUUAUGUUGCUCUGAGUGGCUCUGGUAACUUAGCUGAUUUUGUUUAAAACUUCCUGUAGGAUGUGUAAUCUUCAGUGGCCUGUUCUGUCCUAAGGAAAUGGGCCUUGUCUGUAUAUUAGAUACAGUCUGUAAAAAAUAUUCACUACAAAGGUAAAUCAGUAUUUUCAGUGUGCUCCUUUUAAAUAAUUAGCCUUGAGUAGUGCUUGUUAACAUCUUCUAGUGGUACACAAAAGCCACCACCAAAAAUACAAGCUAAUGUACAUUAAGCUUCACCUUUGGUUGAAAUAUUUUUCUUCACUAUGCCUAGAAGGAAUAAAAGCCACACCAAAAAUUGGUAACUCACUGCUUAAGUAUGAAAGAUCGAAGAUGCACUUUCCCUGUCUUGCCAUUUAAGACAAAAUGCCUUGAUGCCUAUGACCUCAGUGGACACUAUCAGGUCAAAGAAUGCUGUGUCUGCAGUCCUGAUGUUUCUGACAAGUGUCAACUUCAGAAAUAAGGCUUGACCUUUUCCUGCCUGUCUUCCUUUUGCAGUGAUUUUCAGCAGUGACAUGAAUCUGGUCAGUUUAUUUCUUAGCUUCCAUACUGCAGGAGAGUGCUGAAGGAUUUCCGUGCUAGUAAUAGCCAUCUAAAUUUCUGUCUGAUUUAGAUUGUGUACUUGUAAAUCAUUUUGCUUACAGAAAUGGCUAAAUAGAACAUUAUCAAUAGCAACACCACCACCUCCCCUACCCCAAACAAUCAGAAGUUUCUUUUUAAACUCAAAUACCUGAUAGUGUCAACCACUAAAUUAAUUUCAGCUGGGAAAUGGUUGUAGCAUUCAGUAUAUUAAUUGCUUUCAUCCUGCCUCUCAAACUGUAGUACAAAAGUUGAACUUGCAAGUGCAGAAAGGAAAGUGCAUCUUGAAAUGUAUUUUUUUUAUUAUUAUUUUAGGAAAGCUUUGACCACAUAGACUUUUGAGUUUGUAAGUUCUAAAAAUAUUUUUUUGUAUUUUUGUAUUGUAUGUGUAAUCUUUUUUCUUUUGAAGUCUGAUGCAGUUGAAUACCUGUAACUGUUUUCUUUUAAAAGCCUUGUUAUAAACUUAACAUAAAAAUGUA